CACACGAGUAGCGUGUGAGUAUCGAUAUAUCGAUACCACAGGAUCGAUACGCCCAUCCCUAUCGUAUGUAUCUGUGUGGCUUCCUGUAGAGAUAGGUCAUCCACCUCACGGUUAUGCCCGACUCUUUAACCUCAGUCAACAGUCUCUACUGUUUCUGUCGUUGGUGAAUCCUGAUUGAUCGUAAUGAGUUUGGGGAGCUCAGACAUGACUGGAAGUGCAUUGGGAACUGUCUUUUCCCUCCUGCUCCUUGCCUCUAAUAUACAAGGUCGCUGGGAAGUUGAGGUGUUCCAUAAUGAAAAGAUGGAGGCAGUAGAGGGCCAGGACGUUACCUUACCCUGUACUGUAAAAAACAGUGCUGGUAUGCAGAUUGUCUCUAUUGAAUGGAGUAAGAGUAAUAACAACAACAACGAAAAGCUGGUUGUGUUUAAUCCAAUCUUCGGAGUCCACACAUUUUGGCCUAAUGUCACCAUCCAAAUUGAGAACAAGUCAAUGGGCUCCAAUCUAAAACUUUCUGGGGUGACAAAAUGGGACAGUGGUAUCUAUAUUUGUGACCUUUCAAUGUUUCCUAUGGGUUUCAUCAGGAGAGAAACAGAGCUAACGGUCAAAGGUCGCUGGGAUGUUGAGGUGUUCCAUAAUGAAAAGAUGGAGGCAGUAGAGGGCCAGGACGUUACCUUACCCUGUACUGUAAAAAACAGUACUGAUAGCCAGAUUGUCGGUAUUGAAUGGAGUAAGAGUAAUAACAACAGCAACGAAAAGCUGGUUGUGUUUAAUCCAAUCUUCGGAGUCCACACAUUUUGGCCUAAUGUCACCAUCCAAAUUGAGAACAAGUCAAUGGGCUCCAAUCUAAAACUUUCUGGGGUGACAAAAUGGGACAGUGGUAUCUAUAUUUGUGACCUUACAACAUUUCCUAUAAGUUCCAUCAGGAGAGAAACAGAGCUAACGAUCAAAGAUGCUGAUGUUAAAUUAAUGUGUGAUAACAAUAGCACAGUUGAGGUCCAUGCUGGAGGAAAUGUGACCAUUCACUGCACAGCGUCCCCUAAUGCACAGUUCUGGUGGAUCAAGAACAAGAUGCUGGUGUCAGAGAAUGAAUAUCUGGAGCUCUUGUGGGUGACUGAUGCUCACGCGGGGGUUUACACACUGACUGUCGAAACAGGAAGCAAAUAUCUGCACACAGAGUUUAUCAUCACAGUGGUAACAGCAACCACAAGCUUAAAGACAGAUUUUGCGACAGUGUCACCACAGCCUAAUGUUACUCAGGACGGUUUGACCGAAUCAGCAGACAGUGGCCUUACCACAUCACAGAGCAAUGGGCUUUCAACCAUUGACACCAACGUAACCUGGACCAUGAGUACGGACACUGACGUAACAGAUGGAGAGCAUAAAGUCUCUUAUACAAGUCAUACACAUAUCAGUGACACAUCAUCCCCUGCCACGCACACUGACCCCUAUCACUUCAACUACUCCACUGAUCAGGAGAUAAACACAUCCACCACUUCUGACCAAGCAGUGGCCAGCAAUCUAUCCACAACACAUAGUUAUGGUAGUACAUUGUCCACAUCCACGCAGGAGACGUUGCUUCCAGGAGUCAAUUCUUCAACUAGCCCAGAUGAAUCCAGCACCCUGAGAAACAUUACAGAAAACUCUGACAACUGUGAUACUGAUCGUGUACGGAGUCAUCUUUUGUUGGUGUUAACCCUCAUUCCACUGCUGGUAUUGAUCGCUGUGUUUGGCUUCCUCUACAGGAAACGAAUUAUAAAGGAGAGGAUGGAUCUACCGCCUCCGUUCAAACCCCCUCCUCCUCCAGUCAAGUAUACAUCUGCAAGACACUGUGAGAUUUCAACACAGCCUUUCCCCACUUCAAGGUGUAACUCUAUAUCAGAACGAUAUGACGCAAAAGUUUGUAUAUGAUGUUUGAUAUAUUGCACAAUGACAGUUGAUAAAUUGCAUGCAGUAAUUGUGGGGGUGCAGUGUAAGCUGUAUCCAGUUUUGAUUACAUGUAGAAUUACAAAAUGUAUUUUCCAUAGUAGUUGCAGGCAAAGGUACAAAUGUGGGUUGUGUGUGUAUCUGCGUUGGGUGGGGCCUUUGGUAUUGUGUAUAAAAUGUGUUUAUGGUUCUUAUUUUUUGUAUCAAAUGUAUUAAAAUUAAAGCAAUGCAAUAAUAAUAAUAAAUAAAUAAAUAAAUAAAA
This is a messenger RNA of Dicentrarchus labrax (European seabass), 2185 nucleotides long. Its product is annotated as T-cell surface protein tactile. The record is from RefSeq and is a predicted model, not a curated record. Lineage: Eukaryota; Metazoa; Chordata; Actinopteri; Moronidae. Gene Ontology annotation, biological process: inflammatory response; cell-matrix adhesion.